Molecule: messenger RNA, 5978 nt
Organism: Tyto alba (common barn owl)
Lineage: Eukaryota; Metazoa; Chordata; Aves; Strigiformes; Tytonidae
Gene: RP1L1
Product: RP1 like 1
Exons: 5
Biological process (GO): axoneme assembly; intracellular signal transduction; photoreceptor cell development
Cellular component (GO): axoneme
Source: RefSeq, a predicted model, not a curated record
AAGAGCUCGUGGUUGAGUAUGGAAGUGUAUGACGGUGGGGAAAGCUGUGAGGAGAGAUGUAAAGCUUUAGGAAGGGAGGGGGGGACCUGUCCCCCUGUGUAGGCAGCAAGUGAGCAGAAACAUUUCACCUCUCAUUUGUAGGGCUGAGAAAAAUAAACCAGUGAGUUUUCUCUGCCUGGAUUUUGAUCUCCUCUGUGAGCGCUCAAGGGAAGCCUGACCUGGGAUGGAUUAUUGACCUGAGAAAAGCUAUGUACCUGGAUGACCUUUGCUGUGCUCUUGGAUAGUCUGUAAGAAAAUGUCAUCUUAGGCAAGAGGCAUUAAGUAUUUCACUUUAUUUUUAAGCAAAAGGGAUGACUCAGGUGCCUGAUGACCACCUGUCAACCACCAGCUCCUACAACUAUGAGCAGCCCCUUCCCUCCGUGGCUCGGGCAAGCACGGUCACCAAGGUACCCCCGGCCAAAAAAAUAACCUUCUUCAAAAGUGGAGAUCCUCAGUUUGCAGGAGUCAAGAUGGCCAUCAACCAGCGACGUUUCAAGAGUUUCAAUGCACUCAUGGAUGAUCUCUCUCAUCGGGUCCCACUGCCAUUUGGGGUACGGACCAUCACCACCCCACGAGGAAUACAUUGCAUCAGUGAGCUGGACCAGCUGGAGGAUGGAGGAUGUUACCUUUGCUCCGAUAAGAAAUAUGUCAAGCCUAUUAGCAUUCCUUCUGGAGGACAUAGGCCAGGCCCUCCACGAAGUGGUCGACCCUCCAGUACCUUGAGAAGAGCAGCUCAGGAGAGCAAGAUGGAAGAUUAUUCCACACCUUUCACCCAGCAUGGCCCCAGAAUACCCAAGAAAAUCACUCUAGUUAAGAAUGGAGACAGUGGGUUUCGGCGCUCAAUUAUCUUGAACCGCAGAAAUGCCAGGAGUUUCAGAAGUCUCCUGGAUGAAAUUUCAGAGAUCCUGCAGUACCCAGUGAAGAAGCUCUACACCACUGAUGGGAAGAAGAUUGACAGCAUGCAGGCUCUGCUUCACUGCCCCAACGUGCUGGUGUGUGUCGGCCGGGAGCCAUUUAAACCUAUAUCGAUGGAGAAUUUGAGGAAACACUCGGUGGAGAAGCUGCCUGACCUGGCUCCCCAUUCCAACGGCAACAAUGUCAAUGAAAACAAUGAAAUGAGCUUUGGGUUGAAAGCCAAGAAAAGUGUUAUCCAUCCUCGGUCAGCAUCAAGCAAUAGGUCAAUGAGAUUUUCUUUAUCAUCAGAAAAGUCAUAUCCUAAUGGUCUCAUUACCUCACCAGAUAAUGGUGCACCUUUCUCAAACAGUUUCUCACAUCCGAAACCUGGAGACCUCGUCCAUUCCUUGGUCAGUGACGACAUAGAAAAACGGGUACAUGUGAACAAGGAUGGUAGCCUGUCUGUUGAGAUGAAAGUCCGCUUCCGCUUGUUAAAUGAUGAGACUUUGCAGUGGUCCACCCAGAUCAAAAAGUCCAAUCUGAUGAACCAGAUGCCUUGUGAAGAGUCAGGUGUAGAGGAGGACAGUGGAGUAAACCCCAUACAGAAAAUGAACCCAGAAGCCAGCUCAGAGGCAGAUGAUUCAUUAUAUCCAUGUGAUAUUGAUUCUUACAUGUCAAAAUUUGAGGAAUCAGAAUGUGAUGAGUUUCACUGUCAUAGCUGCGGAAAGAAACACCAGGAUUAUGACAUUUGGAAAAACCCCAUGCACACAUCCCAGAGGGAAGAGCCCAGUGUACGGAGUACCUGGCACACACGGUCAUCAUGCUCCAGCACGUCUUCCCGGAGGAGAGUAGUCCACAAAAAAAUGGCUUCUGUGGAUAGUCUCCAGACCACAUCCAGUGAGGAAUACUCUGAGCACAUUGUGCAAGAGUCAUCCUACUCAGAGACUAUACAGAACAGAGUGUCAUAUAGAUCCAUUAAAAAGUGUACGUGUCGAAGUGAUUUGUCUACAGGUGCUUCCAAUGGAGACGACCAGCAAGAAUACACUCGGACAAGCACAAGCAAUAGUCGGAGACCUUCAUCCUUUGGUUUAAUGUCACAUUCAAGCUGUGAAAACAACGUGGAUACUCGAGGUGGCCCUGAAGACCACGAGGCCAGCAAAACCAAUUCGCAAAAUGAAGAUGAAAAUUGUUUUGAAGUUUCCUCUGUGAAGUGCUUAAAGGAUGAUAUAGAAGAGAUUGAAAGCAACAGAGUUGCGAGUGUCAUGUCAAGGUCAUCUCUGCAUUCCAGACAGAGCAAGAAGAAUGUUUGUAAGGAAACAAGUAACGUGGGUAGGAGCAUGUCCUCCUCAAGCCUUCAGAAGGCAAAUCAAGAAGAUAACACUAGGUGCUCCACUACUGCCAACAGUUUGCACAGCAAGUCUAGUAACUGGAACACACCAAGAGCAAAGAGUGAACGGGAUGACCACUCUGAAGGCAAUGUGGUGGUCUCCUCCUUCUCCAAUGACUCCUGCCCUAAGAAAGAGACUGAAGAAGUUGAAGCAGAACAAGAAAAAAAUGAAAUCAAUGAAGUCAGCUCUGUGUCAACAAAAACAAAGCCCAGCCAAUCAAUUAGAGAUGAGAGCAUUGAAGGUGAAAGAUGUUCUACACAAGAAAUCAUCUAUUCCAGAGCUAGUGACAGGAACAGCAAGAGAAGUGACAGUGAUGAGGUCAUUCAGUGCAAUGCCUCUUGCUCUUCCAGAGGAUCCAAAAAGAGCAAGCACAGCCUUAUUCAUUUGGAUGCACAAUCCGAAAUGUCUGUGUCAUCACUUGAAUCCACUCCAAAUAAAAAGAAUUCCUUGCAGAGAGAUGAUCUGAGAUUGUGCAACAAAGUAUCUAAUUACUCCAAAAGCUCAUGUGAAAUCAAGAAAAAAUCAAGCGGAGACCCCGUAUCUCAUAACUCAGGAUCUUUUCACUCGAACAUUUCAUCUACUAAUGAAACAGAGGCAGUUGCAGGUUUUACUGAUGAGAAAAGCUUGAAAAGUGCCACCAAUGGCUACAGUGAAUCUUCAAAAGGCUCAAAGAAGAGAAGCCAUAGAGAAGAAAAUAGCAAGCCAUCAUCCAUCUGCUCAAGUAUUUCAAACCUUAAUGGAAAAGUCGGAGAGGUUCAUUCCAAGAUUAAUUCAGAGGCCCCUUCUUCAAGACAAGGAAGUGUCAGUGAGAGUAUAUGUUCAAAAGGUGACCACUCAACAGAGACUCAGAUUAGGAACGGAAAUCCUGCAAGUGUCUCUUCAAGAGACUCUUCAAAGUCAGAAGUAAAAGAUAAAUGUUUGUUGACACACAUAUCCCAGGAAAUUCAUGAUAGGUGUUCACAAUCAAACAUAUCUCAAUCUUCAAAAUCAAGGCAGAUAAAAGCUAGAAAUAAUCAUACGAAGAUGUCAAACUCCAGUCAAGCAUCACUGUCUGAGACUUUGUCAGUACAUAGUAUGCAUUGCCCUGCCCCACCAAAAGAGAAGCCAAAGAGCAAAAAGAUACGCUCAACAAUGUUGAAGAAUUCCUCCAUUAGCAACAUAGGUACUGAGUCGGUGCUGACCAUGGGAAAAGAGCAGAAAGAAAUUAUACAUUCCUCCCCAGCAACUUCCUAUGGGUCUAAAUCAGCUGCAACUGAAAUAAAUGAUCAGAAGAAUAAAGAAAUCGAUGAUUCUUGCAACAGAAAAGUGAAUGAACAGUUAGAAGGCACCGGCAUGCAGGAGGAAGGGAAUGAUUUAAUUCCAUCUGUUCUACCAAACACAACUCCAGAAGAAGUUGUGCAAGAAUGGCUAAGUAAAAUCCCUUCAGAAGUAUUGCUUAUGAAAUAUGAAAUGGAGAAUGAUAUAGAAGAGGAAUGUAUAAAGGCAACCACUGAGGUAUCAUACUGUACAAAUGCUGAGGAAAUCUCAGAGGAUGAAAAAGUUGAGAAAAAGAAUGUGAAGGAGGCUAAGAAUGAGUCAAAGUUUGAAGUAGGAGAAGAGACAGCAGAAGGCAGUGAUAUUAAUGAAAAGCCUGAAGAAUGCGUGAAUCAGGAACAAAUCUCUGAGGUUGUGUCCAAAGCUGCCAAAGCUGACCAGGCAGAAUGCAGCCAGUCAGUUACAUCCAGCCAAAAUAACAGCAGAGACCUGCCAACCUCUGUCCAGACUUCUGUCCAGAUCAUGAAGGCCUUGCUCAGUUCAAAACAUGAAACAAAAUUUGACCGAUCAAACAGUUUGCCUGAAGUGUCCCCCACUAUGGGGAGAAAACUGAGUAACUCUGCCAACAUUUUGAUUACUUGUCUUGCUGGUAUCCAACUCCUUGAUGAAGACUCUGGAGAUCCAUCGGGUAAAUCAAAACAUUUGAGUAAACCAAAGUAUAUGAAGCUACUAAAUAUUUUUCAAGACCUGUGGUUUGGAUGCACAGCUGAAAAAAGUGGUCCAAAUUCAGGACAAGAGGCGAGUGAGCAGGCAAAAACAGCCUCUGGCUUUAAAGUCCCCAAAUCUGUAGAUUAUGGCUUCACUCCCAUGUCAUCCUCUGGGGUUGAUGUUAGCAGUGGUUCUGGUGGCUCGGGAGAAGAAAGUACAGCUUGUGCCAGAGACUGCACUUUAAUGGCACAGGAACUUACUGAAUUCAAAUCAUCUGGACAAGUGGAAAAUGUAGAGACUGUGACUGAAAUGACUGAGGCUGAGGAGCAAAGUAAAAAGAAAGGGAAGUCAUCCCGACCUUUGAGAGCCUGCUCAAAAUCAAAAGGUGAGAAAAAAACACAGUCUACUAGAGAGGACUCUCUAAAUCAUGAGGCAGAAGAGAAUAAGGACGCUGAGUGCAGUAACUGUGAAAAUGGUCAGAAUGAAGGGGAAACAAACGAAAACAACGAAAACAGCAAACUAACUGAAAAUAGAGAACAAGAAGAAAUUGAAGCCAUGAAUGAAGAACUCCCAGAAGAAAAUCUUGAAGGGGAAGCUGGUCAGUUAACCACUACUGAUGAUGCAAACAUCAAUAAUGCUGAUCGUGGGACAGAACUGAAAGCUGAUUUGGAAGAGCAGCUUGAAAAAGAGUCUCCAAAUGACCCAGAGCCAAAAGCUGAUGCAGCCACCUGUGUGGGCACAUCCCUUGUCCAGCAAAACUCAACAGAUCCAGACCCAGUCUGGGUCCUGAGACUGCUCAAGAAAAUCGAGAAGGAGUUCAUGGCUCACUAUGUGAAUGCCAUGAAUGAGUUCAAAGUCAGGUGGAACCUGCAGAACAACCAGCAGAUGGAUGAAAUGAUACUGGAGCUAAAGGAGGAAGUGAGUAAAAGGAUACAAAAAAGCAUAGAGAAGGAACUGAGGAAGAUUAAAACCAUGACAAGGAAGAAGACACCAAGGCCUCCGGAUGAACCACUCAAGCGUGAGCCAACACUUCAAACUGAGCAGAGGAGACAGCGAUUGCAAACUAUGCAUAAAAGAUCACUCUUUAGUGACAAGAGUGGAAGCCAUACUAGGCUAGAGGACACAUUAGACUUAUCAUUUGAUGUAGAUGAAGAUAUAGUAUUUAGUGCAGCUUUUGAGGCCAGUAUUGAUGCACAAACAAGUGAGGACGAAUACUGCCCAUGUGACUCUUGUGUGAGGAAAAAAAGAGCUUCAAAGCCCACAAGAAACCCAGUGGUGUCCAACAACGCCCCAGUCAUGAAAGCAUUUGAUUUACAGCAAAUCCUGAAGUUUCAGAAAAAUAAUGAGGAAGCCUGUGUCUCUGAAGCAGUCCAGGACAUCAGAAAAAUUCCCAGAAGUUCCAUGGUGGAAGCUGCAGAAAACGGCAAUCCAAAUGAGGAUGACGGUGAACUCCAGACAAGUGAAAUGAAAGUGGAUGACAAUGAAGAAAAUGAGCCAGAAUUAAAUGAAGUGGGCAGCUCAACAUUGAAUGGAGAUGGAGAAGGACCUGAAAUAUCAGAAAGUCAAAACUGUGAAAUGGAGGAUGAGGUUAAAGAUGAAGAAACCAAAGAAGAAGGAAAGGAAGAAGGAGAAGAAGUAGGGGAAGAAGCAAAAGAGAGAGAAGAAGAGGAAGCAAAAGAGGAGGAGGAAGAGAAA